AAAAAAUGGAAUAUUCGAAAUCGUCGAUAAAAAAACAAAGAAAUUCGUAGAAUACUGGGGAACGAAUAAGUAAUUGUAUUCGCGCCUCUUCCUUCGAGAUCAAGACUAUAUGUAGUACCUCCAUCGCUCUGCCGAUGUCGCCACAACAUUCAGAGACAACCAAAAAAGAAUACUUGUAUUGGUACUACUCUGAACCCUCCAUUACCCAUGUUUUUCAUUCUACGUUGUUGUGCCGAAGGCGUCACAUCCAGCCCGAUUAUAAUUUUAAAAGAAAAUGGGAAAAAGAAAAUAUUAUUCAUCAGAAGAAGAGGACUAUUGGAAGGAAAAAGUACGACGACUACAAGACGAGCUAGAGGACGUUCUGGACAGGAAAAUUAAGAAGGGUCGAAGAGAUGAUAAGCAUAAACGUGCGAAGGGAUCACAUUCACGUCACCGAGCCUACUCUCGUUCAGGGGACCGAUCACGUCGAUCAAAACGCUCAUACACUCGUUAUUAUAACCGCAGUUAUUCGAGAAGUAUAUCACCAGCGUUCAGACCCGCCAGACCCGCUUCCUCUGAAUCCACGUGCAGUUCAGACGACGUCAAAUCGAUUCGUUCAGUGGAAAAUCCUCAGAAUUCCCAACAAAUUGUUCAGAUACAAAAUUCCCUUCCUGAGGUGGGAGACUCAACGCCAGGGAAUCUGCCAACAAUCCAGACGACUGUUGUGCCCCGAGCCCAAACAGAUGUUAACCUAACCUCUACAUCCAAUGUUGUUGUUGCUGAAACACCAUUACAAACAGAUGAGCUAGAAGCGAUUGGCGAUAAGGUUAUCAAAAGUAGAGAGUUAGCCCCAGCUGCACACUCUGAGGUUCUCGACAGAUUCGGAUUACUGGAGAUAAUUAAAAAAGGUUUGCCUAUAGAUGAACGGAAAAAUCUGGCAGGUAAAUUUCUACUCCCCAGCAACUGCUUGUUCCUCGAUCCCCCAAAAUUAAAUGGGAGUGUUAAAUCGUCGAUACAAGACACAAUCCUUAAAAGAGACACUCGAAUUAUCGAGAAACAGAGUAAAGUAGCUAUGGGCCUGAGUGGUCUGAUGCAAAUCUGUUCCCUGGUAUUGAAGUUACCGGUAAGUGAAGAAAAGUCAGCACUACUCUCCACUCUCACGGGGGUCACUCGCAUAGUCACAGAUAUUCAACACGAUGAGACGUGUAUUCGUCGUAAUUUAUUGUUGAAAAACGUGAAUGCAUCCAUGAGAGAUACUUUGCUGUCAACGAUCCCAGAUGAGUGGCUUUUUGGAACUGAUGUGGAGGAAAAGGUUAAGGCGGCCAAGGCAAUGGCAUUGGUUACAAAUGCUCUGAAACCACAUCCACACCAGGGACAGGCUAAUGUUACUCCAAAAAACGGGAAGAGCCUGCUGCGUGGAUCGACGACGACAAAUCACCAAUCAUCGGCGUCAGGCGGGCACAAAAAUCGAUCUUUUCCAAAGAACAAAUCGACUUCGAACUCCAGGGCCCCUCGGAAAUCCUCCAGCCAGCCCAACCCCCGAUUCAAGAAGUAUUAGAACCGGAAGCCACAUCGUCUAUGGCAAAAACUUACCCUGGUGGCUGCGCUCUUAUCAGGGAGGCCUACGAAAGACAAAAUAUUCCAAGAGAUACAGCCGAGAUAAUGUUAUCGUCACUGAGCGAGUCUUCAAGAAGACAAUACGAAUGUGGUUUCAAAAAAUGGUGGGUUUUUUGCGAGAAAAAUACGGAGGACGUGUUUGAGAGCUCUCCCCAGGUAGUAUUGAGUUUUUUAACUGAAGAAUUCGAAAAAGGAUCCAAAUAUGGAACUCUGAACUCUUAUCGUUCUGCUUUAGGGCUUCUAUAUGGGCCAAGUUUAGGAGAGAAUUUUUUAACAAAACGUUUUUUCAAAGGUGUUUCAAAAAAGCGGCCAUUAUUACCGAAAUAUGACUGUACUUGGAAUCCUCAAGUUGUCUUAAAUUAUUUAUGUGAAUGGGGAAAAAAUGCAUCACUUUCUUUGGAAAAAUUGACUCAAAAACUAACAGUACUGUUGAUGUUGGUUACUGGACACCGCAUGCAGACCCUAUCACUUAUUAAUAUAGAUAAUAUUACGGAAGUAAGUUCUGGUUUUGAAAUAAAAAUUCCUGAUAACAUUAAGACUUCAGGAAUAGGUAAACUCCAACCUCUCUUGAAAUUACCUUAUUAUAAACAAGAUGAGUUAAUUUGUCCAGCAUCGGCUCUCUCAUAUUAUUUAGAAAGUACAAAAAAGCUCAGGUGCGAACAGAAAAAAUUGUUACUCUCGUACCAAAAGCCACAUAAGGCCGUGAGUACGUCUACCUUAAGCCGAUGGAUUAAAGAUGUUCUAAAAAAAAGUGGCAUCAAUACUGCCAAGUUUUCAGCAUACAGCACACGUCACGCAGCCACCUCAGCGGCUAAGCGUGAAGGGGUUUCGAUUGAUACUAUCAUAAAGACUGCUGGUUGGUCUAAGAACUCUAAAACCUUUGCUCGGUUUUACAAUCGGGAAUUAGCGCAAGAGUCUCAAGAAUUCGCUAAUGCUGUGUUGAAACCAAAAAUAUGUUGAAAAAUGUCUAUGAUAAGUUAUUUUAUGAUAUUAAUAUAAUUCGUUCUGGAUUUGAAUAAAAAACCGUAACCAUCUCUAAAAGUCUACAUAUAGUCUUGAUCUCGAAGGAAGAGGCGCGAAUACAAUUGUAAGAUUAAACGAACUUACCUGUAAGUGAAGUUCAAUCAUAAUUGUAUUCGCGCCUCUUCCGAGAGAUCACCCACCCUUAAAUAAAGAAAAUCAACAUCCUCGGAUGAUCCCCGACCCUGGGAGUUCCACAAACUCCCUUGGUUACGGUUGCUCUGGAAGAAUGAAAAACAUGGGUAAUGGAGGGUUCAGAGUAGUACCAAUACAAGUAUUCUUUUUUGGUUGUCUC
This is a messenger RNA of Diachasmimorpha longicaudata, 2911 nucleotides long. RefSeq lists its product as uncharacterized. Bases 275 to 1537 code for a protein of 420 amino acids. Lineage: Eukaryota; Metazoa; Arthropoda; Insecta; Hymenoptera; Braconidae. The transcript has 3 exons. The record is from RefSeq and is a predicted model, not a curated record.